Molecule: messenger RNA, 813 nt
Organism: Scedosporium apiospermum
Lineage: Eukaryota; Fungi; Ascomycota; Sordariomycetes; Microascales; Microascaceae
Exons: 5
Coding region: 1-813 (270 amino acids)
Molecular function (GO): calcium ion binding; monooxygenase activity
Source: RefSeq, a predicted model, not a curated record
AUGUCCAGUUCGAAAGGUCACAAUGGCGCCACAAAGGCCGCUCCAAGCCCCCCCAUCGUGGCUCGACUCAACAGGACGAGUCCGGGAGGAAACGGUGUGAAGCUGGCAUCCUCACGCCCAGCCAACGAAGAAACGAAUCCAGAAAAGACGUGUGAUCAAGACGACUAUACUGUCUUGGAGCAGCAUAUCCGAUUCUGGGAUUCCGAUGGAGAUGGCAUAAUAGCCCCUUGGGACACGUACCGAGGGUUUCGUGAACUCGGUUUCAAUCUCGUAUUCUCCAUCCUCGCCAUGAUCAUCGUUAAUGGGGCUUUUUCGUAUCCUACCCGGCUUGCGUACUCCUUCAUACCCGAUCCCCUAUUUAGAGUCUACGUGCAUGGAGUAUAUAAAGCAAAGCAUGGUUCGACCACGGGGAUUUAUGAUAGCGAAGGACGUUUCGUUGGUGAGACUUUCGACAACACGUUUGCAAAGUGGGAUGACGAUCAAGACGGUGCGCUCUCCCUACACGAUUUGUUCCAAAUGAUGCGGGCAAACCGAGAUGUCCUGGAUGUAUUUGGGUGGGCGGCGGCGGUCUUCGAACUGGGAACGACGUGGCUCCUAAUACAAAAGGAUGGGAAGGUAUAUAAGGACGAUCUGCGCCAAGUUUAUGACGUAGAGCCCCCCCUUAACGACGCCGAACGCAAGAUCGUCAAGUCAUACGGCGGCUGGACCAAUUUCAUGCUUUCUAUGGGCCUUAAGCCGUGGAAUCCUGAGGACGCAGAGGAGGGGAAGGCUAUCUUAGAGGCCUUUGUAAAGGCCGACGAAGAAGGAAACUAG